Pieris rapae (cabbage white) is the source of this 2673-nucleotide messenger RNA. RefSeq lists its product as uncharacterized. Gene Ontology annotation, cellular component: neuron projection membrane. The transcript is spliced from 8 exons. The record is from RefSeq and is a predicted model, not a curated record. Gene Ontology annotation, biological process: synapse organization. Lineage: Eukaryota; Metazoa; Arthropoda; Insecta; Lepidoptera; Pieridae. Bases 285 to 1550 code for a protein of 421 amino acids.
UCUGUUGACAGGACGUUGCGCGCACCGUUGUUCUCGUGUUCGAAAUUUAAAAUCACGCGGGAUGUGUCAUGAUACAGAUUAAAUAUUUUUGCAUAUAUUGUGGUGUGUGUGUGAAAUGAUUAGGAGAGGAAUUUAAGUGGACCGGUGAUGUGCGUUUAGUUAUUUGGAAUUAUAAGAAUGUUCAAACCACGAAAAUCAAGAUAGCAUCGAGAAAAAAUCAUACAUAAUGACUAUAAACUUGCGUGCGAAAUGUGAAAAGCAAAUGUGACGUUCGUGCCAAAACAAUGUAUUGCUGUAAAGAACUAAAACUACUCUAUGCCAUUGUUGUUCUAUUAUUAGAAGCUGAAUUGUUAGUGAACAUAGGUGCUAUGGAGUCGAAGAGGUCUUCCAUACUCGUAACUCAAAAUCCGGAUGAUUUGAAGGCGUUAGAACUAUGUACGACCCGAAAUCAACAGAGGCUUGGCAGUGUCUUUGGGAAUUUUACAAGGCAUCACAAAAAAGGUCAUAGGAGAAGAACAACAUCCACCAGCACAACAACAGAAACAACAAUGCACUCGACAACAGAUAUUGAAACAGAAUUCACAAGUGAAUAUAGCACAGCAUAUCCAAAGUUACCUAAACCAUUAAGACUAAGUUUAGACAUUGACUAUGAUGUACAUAACAUAAAUCUAGAAAACGAUCAUCAAAGGCAUAAGCACGAUACUUUAGAUAGAGAAUUAGAAUUAGAAAUGGAUGAAACAGUUUUAUCUAAAACAUUCAAUAAGGCUAAAAAAAUGUAUAGAGACUCAGCCGCAUCUGCCGUUAAUAAAUUAAGUGCUAAAACUAGUAAGAAUGGUAUAUUUUUGACUGACAACUGCACGACAGUUAUAGCCCAAAUUGGAACAACGGCUAUAUUACACUGUGAAGUUAGUGAUAUUACGGAAAAUACGGUGACCUGGAUUCGGCGGAAAGACUACUCACUGCUAUCUGUCGGUCUCGUUACGUACAGCGCUGAUAACAGGUUUUUCUCCGCUCAUGGACGACAUGUUAAGGAUUGGGCGUUACAUAUCCGGUUUGCGACAUCAGCGGAUGGGGGCUACUACGAGUGCCAGGUCCCCACACAUCCGCCAACGAGCAUUUUCUUCAAACUUGUACUAGUGGCUGCCUAUGCAGAAAUUGUGGGUGAAUCAGAAAAGAUAAUUCAUGAGGGUUCCAUGCUGAAGCUGGUCUGCGUCGUGAAAAGGUCUACUGAACCACCUUCUUACGUCUUCUGGUAUUUCGAGAACAGAAUGAUAAAUUAUGAUUUAAAUGGCGUGAGUGUCCACAAUGGCAGGCACACAAGUGAGCUAGUUAUUGGUAAAGCAGAACCUCGUCACGCCGGCAACUACACUUGCGUACCAGCCAACGCGCGCGCAGCGUCUGUAACUGUACAUGUAGUACAAAGCGAAACACCAGCGGCUAUGCAACACGGCAACAACUACGCAACAAAGAAUAUCCACUAUUUAAAACUUUUACUUACGGUGUUAUCAUUGAGAAUUAUAAUUCAGAAAAUCUCCCACGAGUUUGGAUAACGAUUUUAUAUUAUUUAAUUGCUAUAAUUUACAAACGUCUUUGGGAAUAUGUUCAUUAUUUUUCUCAACUUUCAUUUCGGAACCGGAGAGAUCUGAGGAAACAUCUUAUUUGGAGUGUAUUGAUUGUAUAGUGUUUAUUUAUGUAAUUGCCAUUUAUCGUUCAUAUGUUAUUGUGUCUUAUGUUAAAGUUUGACGUCAUAAAGACAUGCGUAUAAAACAUAUUGGAUUUGACAUAUAGAAGUUAUGAUUAGCACUAAGACUUUCAUACGCCAUAUGGACGAAUGGACUGUAUUUGUAUCUUAAUAAUAAUUUCGAUGAAAUUACUUUUCCUUUUUUUUUAUUUCAACUAGGUGUUUCGAGGUUUUCUUACUUUAAUAUACCUAUUUUAAUUAAAUAAAAUACUUGUUUGAUAAAAGGUCAUUUGUAGUACUUUAAUAACUGUAUAUAAUUAUAGUUAUAUGGAAAUGUAAAAUAUAAGAAUAUUAAUAGAUGUAAAUACAUACACUCGUGACUUAUAUAGCUGAAGUAUUUAUUAAAGAUCAAUGUUAGAAAAAAAUUAUCAUUCAUUUUUAGAAUAUAUUUAAGAUUGUUUAAUGAUUUUUUAUACUGUAUUCAUAAUGAAAUCGUUUACUAAUGAAAAACUUCUACAUCUGUAUUAAUCUGCUAUUAACACAUAUUUUGUAAAAAAAUAGAGUACAUGUUGUUCUUCAUAAAUAAGUUAUAUAAUGUACAGUUAAAAUAUGUCACCUUGAAUCAUUUUGUAUAUAAUACACGACAAUAAAGUAAUUUAGCUUUCAAUAUAAUCUGGUUGAAAAUACUAAGAAUUAUUCGUGAAACUGAGUCAAGACAAUUAUAUUUCUCGAUUCGUCUUAAUUUUGAACAAAAUAUUUUCAUUUUAGCUGAGUAAAAUUUUUAUCUGCCAAUGUCAGCAUUUUAUACUUUAUUUAAGAAUGUUAAGGGUUCAGCAGUAACCGAAAAUAUAUGAGACACCAUUUGGUCGACAGUAUUCAAAGAAGUUAAGUUUUCGUAAAGCCUUAUCUAAGAAAGUAUACCGAAAAAGUACAAUAAUGUUAAAUUAUGUAAAUACUAUGAAAACUAUGUAAAGGAAAUGUAAAAUAAUUGU